Molecule: messenger RNA, 4542 nt
Organism: Amphibalanus amphitrite
Lineage: Eukaryota; Metazoa; Arthropoda; Thecostraca; Balanomorpha; Balanidae
Exons: 8
Coding region: 1788-3593 (601 amino acids)
Biological process (GO): protein transport
Cellular component (GO): cytoplasm
Source: RefSeq, a predicted model, not a curated record
GGGUGCUUGGGUCGAGCGUCGAGCCUCUGGGAUUAUAGAGUACCUACUUUGCAGUUGCCAAUUGCGGUGCAUCAGGUUUAUUGGGGGAUAGCACCCUUGCAAUGUCAUCUCCAGCCAAGAUGGCCAAGAGCGCGCUGCGGAAGCGUGUCAAGGCAGCGGUAAGUCAGCUCAGCUCUGAGGAGCGCGCCCGGCAGAGUCAGGCAGUGACCCGUCAGCUGCUGGCGCUGCCACAGUACCAGCAAAGCCAACGCGUGUCCGUGUAUCUCAGCAUGCCGGACGAGAUCCAGACGGGUGACAUCGUGGCCGACCUGUUACGCGCCGGCAAACAGUGCUUCAUCCCGCGUUACGAGUCCGGCUCGUCUCACAUGGACAUGGUGCGUCUGCACUCGGCUGCCGACCUCGCCGCGCUGCCCACCACCAAGUGGAACAUCCAGCAGCCUUCCCUGGACGAGCAGCGCGAGGAGGCGCUCCAGACGGGAGGCCUCGACCUGAUCCUGAUGCCGGGUCUGGCGUUCAGCCGCGCCGGUCACCGGCUGGGGCGCGGCCGCGGCUACUACGACCGCUACCUGACGCGCUGCCGGGAGGCGCAGCAGCGGCCGCCCGUCACCGUGGCGCUGGCCUUCGCCGAGCAGCUGGUGGACGAGGUGCCCGUGGAGGAGACGGACGUGCCCGUGGACGUGGUCCUGUGUGCCGGCGGCGAGGGCGACCACUGAGCGCCGGGCCGCGUCCGCAGCAGAGGGGUGCUCGGUGCCCAGUAGUCGGGGUAGCUGGGUAGCGAUGGCGUAUCUGGGCUCUGAAGACCUUCAAACCUUUGCUAGAAGCAUGUACUUGAAUUUCGAUCCUUUACUGGGAUGUAUUUGUAACAGGCCUGCUCUCGAGUUGAGACCGCGGGCGUGGCUGGGACGACUGCGCUGUGCCUACUGUCCUGUAUAACCGGACACCGGUCUUGAACCAGCAAAGGAAACUAACUCGUAGCAAAUGCUGGGGAUGAAUAGUUAUUAGUUUGGUAGACUGAUUUUGUUUACGGGGCACAUUGCUUAUGAUUCUGCAAUAAGUGAGUAGCCAAGUGACUCAUUAAACUGCUCAAAGCCGUCAGCUACGUCGACUUCUCUCGAAUACGUUAUGGUAUUACCGACAACCUUGGACAAGUGUCAGUCAGCCUCUACUUCGGUCUUUUUUCGAACUCGAUGUUUAGGUGACUAAGCACGGGUGUCCUCGACUCUCGAGUGUUGUGGUGCAAUAUUUUGAGCGGUGGGCUUUCAGAUAUGAGGUCAAGGUUGAUACUGCCCAUCCUGGCCACAUUAAUUAGUCUCGGGGCACUGUAUUUUCUCGAGGGGUCUGUUGCAGUCUCUCCUGAAGGCGUAUAGAUCUGAGCAAGAUAUAAGCCAAUUUUGUAACCAGGCCAUUUUGUGCCGAUAAUAGAUUUUAUUUUCGAAAAACGUGUGUGAACGAACGACUUCUAUGAGUAGCUGGACUGACUGUGAACCAUUUCUAAGUUAACAGAAGGACAGUUUAAUUAGACAAUUAGUCAUGUGAUAGCGCUCCUUUGUGUGCCCUGAGAUGAUGGUGCGUUCUGCGCCGGCCUACUAUCCCUCAAUCAGUAACCGGCGCACGGCGGACACCCUCUGCUCGGCCCAACAUCCGGUACACCUGUGCCGAUUGUUUUAUUCAAUCGCCGAUUUCUGUGCGCGCCGAGCGCGCCCUCAAACGACUGCCGUCACGCGACCAUUACCGCGGAGACGUCGGUGGCACCACCGGCCCAGCUGGGCGUCGCCGCUCCAUUAUUGAUGGCGUCACGGGUGCGGGCGCCCACAACACGGCCCGAUCACCGGGCGCCGGACACAACACGGCGUCGUCAAGCCCGCGCCGCCGGGACCGGGCGCCCGUCGGCCGUCCGUCGGUCGGUAGGUCGGUCAGUGGCGCGCGGCGGGUCACAGCGACCAGGCGGCGGCGGGCGGUGUCAUGGAGGGCACCUAGCCCCGGCCCCACUCGCCAUCGCCCGGGCGCGGUGUCAAACGGUGAUGGGGGUGUCGCGGGGGACGGGUGCCGAGGACCUGCCGCCAGGGGUGGACGUGAAGGUGGUGUUCGAGAGGACCCCGGCCGCCUACCUGCACGGCACGUCAGUCGUCGGACGGGUGAUACUGACCUUGGAAAACCAAUUCGCCGUCACAUGCAUCCACGUGCGGUGUCGCGGCGAGACAGUGGUCUCUUUUGUGGACGCUGACCACUCUGUGCGGGCCUGGGUGCCGGACUCCAUCACCACGCGGAAGGCGGCCAAACAGGCCCGAGUCCACCCCACCGCAUCACUGAAGACCGCGGCGCUGGUGGCCGACAUACACUCUUUCGGCGCCUCCAUCCUCAAUGUCGGCCCCGGCGAGAAGUCCAAACGGACAGACACCAUCGGCAGUAUGCUGCCGGCGGUGAUCAGCUCUGCUCCGAAGCGGGCUCCGCCGGCCCCGGCGCGGCCCGAGUCUCUGCUCAGCGUGCCGCCGUCGGGUCAGGUGACCCCGGCCCGACCCAGGUCGCUGCUCAGUGUGGCCGCCUCGGAGAGGACCUCGCUCUACUCGCAGCCAAUGUCUCUGGGCACGGAGCGCCAGAUGGGGCCGCAGACGGUGCCGGUGCGGGCGACCCAGACGCUGCUGGACCAACAGCGGGUGCUCUUCGGCAUCAGAAACUCCGACUACGCCGCGCCGCUGCCGGCCGGCCAGCACCAGUACCCGUUCCGGUUCGUGCUGCCGGCCGAGCUGCCGCCGGCCUUCUCCGGGCGGUACGGGUUCGUCCGCUACCUGGUGACGGCCGUGGUGGAGCGUCAGAUCCCGCUGCCGUCGCUUAGCCGCGCCGCCGCCUUCUCCGUCAUACCCGAGAAGGGCGUCAGCGACGUCAAACACGCAGCGACUGCGACUCGCAGCCAGGCCAGCCGGUUCUUGUGCGGGUUUUGCUGUCGGCGAGGUCCCCUCACCAUUUCUCUGGAGGUGGGCCGCCGAGCCGCCGCGCCCGGUCAGAGCCUUCCCGUCAGCGGGGAGGCUCUCAACAUCAGCGGCCGCGUCAUGCCGGCAACGUCACUACGACUUAUGCAGCUGGUGACGUACCGCACUGGCUCCGGCACGUCCCACCUGCUGGACCGGCGGGUGGUGAGCGGCGCCGAGCGCGGCCCGCUGCCGCCCGGCAGGUCAGAGACGUUCGCCGAUCUGCGCCUGCUGGUGCCGCCGCUGCCGCCCUCCUUCAGCUGCCCGCUCAUCGACGUCCGAUACGCCGUGGAGGUGACGAUGGAGCACCCGGACCCGGUGCUCACGCUGCGCACCGCCGUACCGAUAACCAUCGGAACACUACCCUACCUGAAGCCCCCUGCCGACGAGACGCAGCCGGUCGUGGAGACGUCCACAGCAGCUCUCCGUCUGGGCGCCGCCUACAAACACCUCCCUGCGUACACCCUCCGUCCGUGUUUCUGGGGCGCGCGCAGUAUCGAGGGCGACACGGACCGCCGGCAAAGCUCGUCGCGCCGCUGUCUGGUGCUGCCCGGCCACGACGCGUGGACGCCGUACUACCCCGUGUUCCGUGAACCGGACACCGAGCUGCAGCGUCCCGCCGAGUGACGGGUGGCAGGCGCCGCGGUGUCAGAGACGGUGGAUAGGGUGAAUGUGAACCUGAAACGGGUGGAUUAAAAUGUUAUAUUUUUGACUGUUUCGCGAUUUCACCGUUUGUUGACGUGAGUUGUAAUCAGAAAAGUGACUCGUCUGAAGAAGGCUCGAGGGCAAACUCAAGGUCCAACACUCGAACUCGGUAUUAGUGCAUAAUAGGGUUAGCUCCAGAAUCCAGAAUUUAUGCAUUUCUUAAACGCAUUUAAAUGCAUUUCUUAUGCUACAAAGAAAUCGCUGCUUUUAUUAAGCACAAUAAAUUUCGUGCAGUUCACUUCUCAUCGUUCCGUCUUUUCCAUCCUCAGGAUAGUCAAAUCCUUUUCUCCUCCAGGCCUCAACCCCUGCUCCGGGCUGGACUGGCAACUUUAUCCCAUGCGGGAAGCUCCCAUAGGGGCACGCCCGUAGCCGGGUGCAGUGAGUACCAGUGCAGGCUGGGUGGCCUGUCGCACUAGAUGGGCUCAGCCACGGCGAAUCGCCAGGGUGCCCGCCCAUACCAAUGUCUCCCCCUAAUCCCUAUCAUCCUUCCAGCCCUUGGUCUCCUCCGACCAAAAGGGCCUAAUCCAACAAAACCAAAAAAAAAAAAAAAACAAUGUUAAAUUCUCGAUGAGAUAAGGCUUGCAUUAUUUUCAGUCGUCCAAUUCUGAAAAAAAACAUACAUCUUCAUCGCUCACUCAACUUCCAACACGUUGGGCCAUUGUAAGAUAACUAAGUAAAUCAACACAAUAACGGCUACAUGCAGGCAAGGCAGCGAUCAUCUAGGUACCUAUAUCAAACUUUUUGUCCCCGUCACGGUACGAAAAUACAUACACGUAGCUUGAUAUGACCCAGGUUUAAUAAAGCCGUUUUGUUUCCCGGUCCUCGUUUCUAGAUUGCCGUAUGUUGUCUCGCAAUGUAAGGUGCUAAGCCC